GUUAAACCGUCACGCGCUAUCCCCUCCACGUGGCUCGUCGGUUUUCCCCCCACCCUUAAGGUGGCAGCGCCUCCACCGGGCAUUCCAUCGGGUGGCACGCUUCGACGGGACGACAGAAGACGUUCGUCGUUCGUUCAGUCAGUCGUGCUCUGACACCCGUCCCAAGUGGUCGUCAGAGUUCAGUGAGUUCACAGCGAAGCGAGAGCAAGUUAGCCAGACUAGCAAGGGACACGGUUCUCUUACUACGUUCUCGGCCGAAUAUUCGUACACGAGACUUUUUCGUCCUCGUUCUGUCAGUCACGCUUGGAUUACACGCUGGCCAUCUCUGGCCAGACAUCAGUGAGAACGCACCAGCCAACUUGGAUUACCAGUGCAGUGCUACGCGGCAAAUUGUGCGUACGAUUUGUCGGUCGCUUUUCAUUCUGUGAUACACGAAGAGUUGACGCACGAUGGUGACCGGAGUGGGUGCCACGAUGCCAACAGGCGGUGUCACCGUUGGUGCCACACCGCCGGCGCAACACGUGCCCCAAGAGGCUGGACAGCCCACUGCGCAAACCACCACCACGACUACAACCACCAGAAGAUCAGGGGAGAAUCGACGGAGUAAUAAACCGAUUAUGGAAAAGCGGCGACGAGCCCGCAUUAACAACUGUCUAAACGACCUGAAGACCUUGAUACUGGAUGCCAUGAAAAAAGACCCAGCGCGACACUCGAAACUGGAGAAGGCGGACAUCCUGGAGAUGACGGUGAAACACCUGGAAACGCUCCAGCGUCAACAAGUUGCGCUAGCCGCCGCGACAGAUCCGACCGUGCUGAACAAAUUCCGAGCUGGAUUCACGGAAUGCGCCGGUGAGGUUGGCAGGUUUCCCGGUCUGGACGCCUCUGUGAAGAGACGUUUGAUGGCCCACUUGGCCUCAUGCCUCGGACCGGUCGACGCUAGCAACAACAACACUCAGAAUCAACAGCCUGUCCAACCGGCGCCACCGACCACGCAGCUCCAAGUGCACAUUCUACCUCAAGUGGACGCGACACCGAGGAUCCAGGUUCAACAAUCGAACGGGAUCUUCUUCACGAACGCGAACGGCACCGGUCUCCAGCUAGUGCCGACCAGGUUGCCCAACGGCGACAUCGCUCUGGUUCUUCCAGCCGGUGCAAAAACUACCCCGGCCACGUCCCCGGCAUCGUCUCCAGCCCCAACAUCGCCUCUGCCGACUCUGAUCCCGAUUCCUCAGAGAACGGCAAGUACGGCGUCCGCAUCCUCCUCGUCCUCCUCGGCCAGCUCGACGUCCACAUCGGCGGAGAGUCCUGUCGGCUUCGAAGGAGCUCCAGCGGCGUUUCGCGAACAACCCGUUCCGUACAGCACCGGAAACAGCCACAGGGACGUUGCAACAUCCCCGGCUAACGGGUACACCAGCGAUCCGGAGUUCGACCCCCGCGUCUACAGCCCACCUCUUCAGAAACCUCUCGCUCUGGUGAUGAGGAAGAGCGUGGUACCGGAGGUCGAGGACAAACCAUGGAGGCCGUGGUAAAAAGUCGACCUACAUCUGGUCGCGGGUGAUAAAGACAGUCUCGAGUGAUAAAUACGCUUCGAACGACGACGAAGACACGUGGGUUCAGUUCGUCGUUCGUCGAGCCGCGAGAAAUACCGCGGAACACGGAUCAUUGUUCCUUACACGUAUCGCAUUAGGAGUCAGGAGUGCGGUUAGGAUCGGAGAUGUCCUGCGAGCUAGGAGAUCUUGUCCGAGAGCCGUGAGUUCAGUAAUUCCCGAGUGUGUGCAGUCGGCCAGUAGCCUAUGAGGCAGUGCCUUAUACAGUGCCUUGUAAAUAAUAAUUCUAUGAUCGUUGAAUCGAGUUCGUCGUAACAGCAGGAAGAAUGUAAGGAUCCUUCGCGUCGUGUACCUUUUUUUUCGUUACGCCUUUAUCGUUUCAUUUCGUUCGCGCGUUUCAUCCCUUUACUUCGUCCCUGUUUUUCGCAUUCAUUUUCGCUCCUUUCUUUCGCCCCUUCGUUUGUACAUAUUGUUAGACGGAUAUCGUAUUUUAAGUGCCUUACGCAACAAGAAUCACCGAGGUCUUCCAUUCUGUUUCUUGUACGUAAAACGCCAAGCGUGUGUGGUGUAACGUGUUGUAAGUACGAGGAACCCUUGUAACUAACGCGAAACGCCUAGUUUGUAGUUUAGUUAAGCCCAGACGCGAAAGAGUGUGUGUGCGUGUGAGUGUAUGCGUGGGUACUGCGUGCGUUAUGAUCGUCUUAAUUUAUAUUUAUAUGAGUGCAGAGAAAUGAAAUUUAUAAUUCCUCUCUAUUGUGAGAAUAGAAAAGAUCGACGCUUAUCACUGCAAGAGCAUCAAAUAAAUAUUGAUCUCUUUGUGAAAACUUAA
This is a messenger RNA of Megachile rotundata (alfalfa leafcutting bee), 2376 nucleotides long. It is a transcript of the gene hry, whose product is annotated as bHLH transcriptional repressor hairy. Gene Ontology annotation, biological process: regulation of DNA-templated transcription. Lineage: Eukaryota; Metazoa; Arthropoda; Insecta; Hymenoptera; Megachilidae. The record is from RefSeq and is a predicted model, not a curated record. Gene Ontology annotation, molecular function: protein dimerization activity; DNA binding.